Adineta ricciae is the source of this 1005-nucleotide messenger RNA. The record is from the annotation of a GenBank genome assembly. Lineage: Eukaryota; Metazoa; Rotifera; Eurotatoria; Adinetida; Adinetidae.
AUGUACGAAGAUCCACAACUCUUCCAAGUGAAUGUCACACUUGACGCCAACAAUGCUCGCAAAGAUCCACUUGUCACUACCGAGCCCAUCGAAGAAGGUGUAAAACAAGCGACAGUUUUGAAUCAUUUGGUAUGUGGGAAAAAUAAAUACAAUCAAGGAGCAGUCUAUCAAGUUUUACUUACUCGUGCGAACGAUCCAAGAGACAUUGCAGAUCUUUACCAUCAACUUGGAUCAACUCGAGAUCAAGAAGACAAAUUCGAGGAAGCCAUUCACUUUUACCAAAAAGCAUUAGAAAUUGAUCGAGAAGAUCCUCAUCCUGAUUUUCUCAAUCUGGCUGCGUCGUACAAUAAUCUCGGAAUGGUCCUCGGGAAACUAGGUAGAUUCGAAGACGCAUUACAUUAUUUCGAAAAAUCUCUCUUCAUCAAACUACAGAUUCUCCCUUUGAAUCGUCUCGAACUAUGCAGUUCCUACAACAAUAUCGGCAUUGUCUAUCGUAAUAUCGGUCAUCAUUCGAAAGCGUUGUUCUACUAUGAAAAAGCACUCGAAAUACAACUACAGUCGCUUCCUUCCGAUCAUCUCGAUCUCUCAAUGUCAUAUAACAAUAUCGCUGCUGUCUACCUGAAAAUGGGCGAUUAUACCAAAGCAGUUUCGUACUAUGACAAAUCGCUUGAAAUCAAACAACAAUCCUUACCGAGAGACCAUCCUGAUUUGAGUAUGCUAUACAAUAAUAUUGGUAUAUCAUACCGUCAUAUGGGUAAUUACACAAAAGCUCUCAGUUAUUACAAACGCGUUCUGGAAAUUCAACAAACGCUCCGGACAAAUCACCCGAAUUUAGCUAUUUCUCACAAUAACAUCGGCGCACUCUACGAAAAAAUGGGUGAUUAUUCACGAGCACGUGCGUGCUAUAGACUCGCUUUCGAUAUUGCCCAACAGUCAUUACCAGCAACGCAUGCACAUUUUCGAUUGUACAAAAAGAACUUCGAUCGACUGAAAGAUGAACUAUGA